ACACACACACACACACACACACACACACAUAGAGAGAGAGAGCUCUAAUAAUCCUGCGGUAGUGCACUGACAGCAGCUGCUCCUGACUCUCGGAUCAUUUUAAACGAUUCUUCUUCAACCUGCUUUAAAUUUUAACCAAACAAACAAACAAAAAAAUACAGACACACAAUGGGAAAAGUGGAAGGUGCAAUGAAAUGCGUGAAAUACCUGCUCUUCAUAUUCAACUUCAUAUUCUGGUUAAUGGGUUCUCUGGUGUUGGCUGUUGGUUUGUGGUUGCGGUUGGAAAACGACACAGUGAGUCUCCUGCACAGUGAAACAGCACCGGUCACCUUCUUCAUUGGAGUCUACAUCCUGAUCGCAGCGGGGGGGUUGGUGAUGUUGGUGGGGUUUUUCGGAUGCUGUGGUGCUGUUCGAGAGUCUCAGUGUCUCCUCGGCUCGUUCUUCGCCUGCCUCUUGAUCAUCUUCGCAGCUGAAGUUGCUGCUGGUGUGUUUGGAUUUCUGAAUAAAGACUCGAUUAUUGAGGACAUUCAGAAAUAUUAUAAAUUAUCAUUAGACAGUAACAGCACGGAGAUUACCAACAGCUACCAUCGAGUCCUGGAUUGUUGCGGCACUGAAGGAACACCAAAAAUUCUGUGUCAUGAUUCUUCAUCUAACACCAAGAAUUGUAUCGUAGCCAUCGAAGAGUUUUUCAACAGUAAACUGUUCAUCAUCGGAUACGUGGGGAUCGGAAUUGCCGGCGUCAUGAUUAUCGGGAUGAUCUUCAGCAUGGUGCUGUGCUGCGCGAUCCGGAACAGCCGUGAGGUCAUCUAAUUUAGUGACCCUUUGGCCUCUUAACCUCUGCGGCAAUUUUUUUCCAGACACAACAAGAGCUUCGAGAUCAACACGAAUCUCCUUUUCCAUCAUUCAGAACAUCCAGUCAGAAGCUAAUGGAAGAAUUUCUUCUUUUUAACCUUUUGAGUUUGGAUUUUAUCUUUUUUUUUUUCUUCACUUUACCUGCUGGAUAGGUGUCGUAAAAUAUUCUGUUUGUAAAGCUGUUUUAAGGAAUUGUAUUUAAUUUAUAUAUUUCUGAAUCUACUGGAGGAUGUUGAGAUGCGUAAUUUAAAGACUGGGCUCUCUGGUGUUACAUGACCAAGAGAGAUUAGACCGGUGAGGUCCGCUGAGUCAAAGUGAGCGUAAAUAACACACAUUCCUGUUUAACAGUCCGAGUGCAGUACCGCAGGGAGAGUGAUUAAAAAGGUGUGUGUAGCGUACAUGCUGUGUGGUUUGGGACACGUCCACAGUAGAAUAAUGAUAUUAAUAUAGAAUUAGUGCUUGCUAAAUAAUCCUGGGUAGUGCACUCAGCCUUUUGGACCUGUUUAUUAUCAUAACUCUUAAAUUGAAUUAAAUCGGAAUUUAGGUUUACGAGUAUCCACCUCGUAUUACAUAGUCGCUGCCUUUAGGACCUAUUUGUACAUAUUGCUGAGAUUUAUACUCCGUUUUUGUAACGUGUGUGAUGGUGACUAUCUGUGACGUGCUGUUGGUUUGCGUAGAAGCUAGUCGUCGGCAUUUCGAAGUAUACGAUCGAUUAAGGUGCCUUGCUCUUUUAUACAACUUGUAUAACCCGAGAUCUUCAACCCGUUUGGGUUAAAAUCAACAGAUUUUAGCUUUUUGUGUUCCAAUCCUGAUUUCAACACACACUCGUACACUCCCUCUCGGUCGAGGCCGUCCAUUCUGUUCGGAUCGAGUCGACCAACGUUUACGCUAGCGAGCAAGAAAUCGUUCGUGUCGUUUGUAGCUCGUUACCUGUUGCUUUGUCACUUGCUAGAGUGAACGUAAGGUAAGACUUACUUCAGCAACACAAUUUACUCCAAAGCCAUCGCGGCAAUCCUACCGCCGUUUCCUGGGGUGUUUUUAAAAUCUAUUUAUUUAUUUAUUUAUUUAUUUUGAUUUUAAAAACAUCGAACAAACCUCGUAAGUGUAAACUGGAGCACAAGAAAUUAAUUGUCAUUACUUAUGGUGCGUUCAAUUCAUGUUGGAAAGACCGUAUUUAUGAAUUAAACACACAUGAACAUAUUUAGUUGGCGGUAAAUGUGCUAAAGUCGAACGUUUACAUUGUUUCAGAUGCUGAUUUCAGUUUUAAUUCGGUUGAAUUAUGAAGCAAGUUAUUUAACAAUUAUGUCCCCUGUAUGGUUAGAGAGUAACGGUUCGACAUACAGUACAUCUUUCUUUUUAUUUACAAUAAAGAUAACUGCCUGCACAAAAUACAAUAGCAUUGUACACUUUAAUUUAAUACAUAAUGAUGACGUUUACAGCAGCUUCAUAACAAACAUUAAAAAAGCAAAACACCUGA
Molecule: messenger RNA, 2329 nt
Organism: Tachysurus fulvidraco (yellow catfish)
Lineage: Eukaryota; Metazoa; Chordata; Actinopteri; Siluriformes; Bagridae
Gene: tspan2b
Product: tetraspanin 2b
Exons: 8
Coding region: 169-810 (213 amino acids)
Cellular component (GO): membrane
Source: RefSeq, a predicted model, not a curated record